Molecule: messenger RNA, 2106 nt
Organism: Fusarium coffeatum
Lineage: Eukaryota; Fungi; Ascomycota; Sordariomycetes; Hypocreales; Nectriaceae
Exons: 2
Coding region: 1-2106 (701 amino acids)
Biological process (GO): amine metabolic process
Molecular function (GO): copper ion binding; quinone binding; primary methylamine oxidase activity
Source: RefSeq, a predicted model, not a curated record
AUGAUUCCAGACACCUCUUCCAUCGCCGGCUACACCAUCUUUCGGGAAGAGCCCAACGAUCCCGCUCCCGAUCUGUCGUCAAUUGAACAUACCCAUCCUCUCGACCCCCUCUCAAUUGAUGAGAUCCGUGCCGCGACAAAACUAAUCCGCAGUUAUGCAUCCCCCAAAACCUUGAAAUUCAACUGUCUCACCCUCCGCGAGCCCCUCAAGGCCGAGUACUCCGCCUUUAAGGCGCGCACAGGUCCUCGUCCCGCUCGUCGCGCUUUCGCAAUCGUGAUUGAGCGGGGAUCUGGUCAAGUCUCUGAAGUCAUCGCCAACAUCCGCGACGGUAAAGUCGAAGAGUGGAAGAAUGUCUCCGACGUCGGUCCUACUCUUACCCUUGAAGACCUCGACGUCUGCGAGCGUAUCGCCCGCAAGGACCCUCGCGUGAUUCGCGCUUGUGAGGAGCUGGGUAUUACCGACAUGGAGAAGAUCUUUAUCGAUGCUUGGGCCAUCGGCUUUGAUGAUCGAUGGGGUUAUGAGCGACGUCUUCAGCAGGGUUUGGUGUAUUAUCGUGAUUCACCCAACGAUAACCAGUACGCCCAUCCUCUUGACUUUUCCGUCGUGCUCGAUACUGAGAAGGAGGAGGUCCUUGCUGUUGAUGUCCGUCUCGUCAACGGUGAACGAACCAAGAUUCCUCUCACUCAGCAUAAUUACAUGCCUGAGUUCAUCGGCGAGAACUACAUCGACGGUACUCUCAAGCCCAUCAACAUCACCCAGCCCCAAGGUGUAUCCUUCCGCAUGCGCGGCAAUGAAAUUUCCUGGGCAGGCUACAAGAUGCACAUUGGCUUCAACUACCGCGAAGGCAUCGUUCUAUCUGACGUUCGAAUGGAAGAUCACCACGAGCAUCGCGAGCGCACUCUCUUCAACAGGAUCAGUGUUGUAGAAAUGGUCGUUCCCUACGGCAACCCCGAUCCUCCUCACCACCGAAAGCACGCUUUCGAUGUCGGCGAGUACGGAACCGGUCUCAUGACCAAUUCCUUGAAGCUGGGAUGUGAUUGCAAGGGUGCUAUUCACUAUCUUGACGCCGUCAUGGCUACUGGUGAUGGUGACCCAGCUAUUAUCAAGAACGCCAUCUGCAUCCACGAAGAAGACAACGGUCUUCUCUACAAGCACACUGAUUACCGUGAUGGAAGCGUUAUCUCUGCUCGAGAUCGAAAACUCAUCAUUUCCCAAAUUAUUACAGCUGCCAACUAUGAGUAUGGCUUCUACCACACUUUUACUCUCGACGGAACAUAUAAGCUUGAGAUUAAGUUGACGGGUAUGUUAAAUACAUACUGCAUGCACCCCUCCGAGACAGCCGCUCCCUACGGUACCGAGGUAGCACCCACCAUCAACGCGCACAACCACCAACACAUCUUCUCCCUACGCGUCGACCCCGAAGUCGACGGCCCCAACAACACAGUCGUUCAAAACGACGCGUUACCUUCAGAAGCAGAAGUCGGAUCUGCCGAGAAUCCCUACGGAAAUGGCUUCUAUGCGAAGAACACCCCGUACAAGACUUCCAAGGAAGCUUCAUCAAAUUACUCCCAUGAGACACAGCGUUCUUGGGCUAUCACGAAUCCCAACAGCAUUAACCCCUCCGCCAAGAAGCCUGUCGCCUACAAGAUUCUCAACAACAACUGUCCUCCCCUCCUCGCCAAACCCGGCAGUGUAGUCUACAACCGCGCCGCCUUCGCCCGCAAGUCCCUCUGGGUAACGCCUUACAAGGACUACGAGAUUUUCCCCGCCGGCGACUACGUGUGUCAAUCCACAGGCAUCGAAAACCAUCCUCACAACUCUAAUAUCAUUGACUGGGUGAAUCGCGACGGCAACAUCGAGAACACGGAUAUCGUAUGCUAUAUCCAGUUCGGCCUUACGCAUUUCCCUCGCACGGAGGAUUUCCCUGUUAUGCCUGCUGAGCCUGUUAGCGUGAUGCUUCGCGCGUCAAAUUUCUACCAGAAGAACCCUGGUUUGUGGGUUCCUCCUUCAGCGCUUUGUGUUGAUGCUGCGAGCAAGGAUGCUUUUGGAGAGAAGAAGGAGGAGGGCGGUUCGUGCUGUGCUGGAAAGGCUGGGCCUAAGCUUUGA